AUGUUUCAUAUUAGGCCAAUUCCAAGUAAUAAAAAAAUCAAUCCAUUCAAACUGAAAUCACCCAUACUUCAAGUUGCUUCUAAGCCGAAGAUCUCAAGCUCAGGUUCUUUUCGCUUAAAAACAUUAGAACCAAUAGAUUUAACGCAAACAGAUAUUCUUGACAGCGAAGAUAACGAAAUAUUCACAGUUAAGAUUUUAUCUAACUGGGGAAAUCCAACUCAUAUCUGUUGCUCUUAUAUGCAAUUUUUAUCAAACACGAGACGCUCAAUAAAUCCUAUUAAAAUGAUGUCAGUACCAAAAACUGAUGAAAAUUUUCUACAAAAGCUUAAUGGAGAUAUUGUUAAACCAAAUGAAGACAUGUGGAGAAUUAAUUGGCCACCAGAUGAAGAUGAUACAUUCUCAAUUAUAUUUGUAUUCCAAAAACAUCAAUCUCCAUCUUUUAUAAGAAUAUGGAAUCCUCAGGAAAAUUUAGAUGAAUCAAUAAAAGAUAUAGAAAUCUACAGUGGCAAAACAUUAAUCGGCAAAGAGGAAAUACCAAAAGGAUUUGGAAAAGAUAUACGCACAAGAGCGCAAGAAGGAGGAAGUAUUAAAUCUUCUCAAUCAAUGCAAUUUAUUCAACAGAUCUUCCCGCAACUUGCUCCUAAUUCAAUGGCACCAGUUGAUAAAUACGGAUGUUUUCCUGUUUUCAAAGUCAGAAAAAUUACAAUUGAAGUAUUAAGCAAUUACGGUAAUCCAAACGUUUUUGGACUUGGCUCAGUGGGUUUAAUAAAUGAAAAGGAUGAAUAUGUUGUUCGUGAUGAUAUUAAUAGAGUUGUUGUCGAAAAUUGCUCAGAUUUUUCAGAUCCUCUACAAUUAAUACCGCAAAAUAAAGGUAUUCCUGAAAAAUGCACUUUUGUUGCUCAUUCAAAUUUCGAAAAACACCCUUCAUUAACAUUCUAUCUUGAAAAUGUAAUAAUUCUCAAAAGAAUCAUCUUAAUUAAUUUAGAUGUUGGACCAAGUGGUUUUGAUUGUGAAGUAAAUCAUUGUAAAAUCUAUACGAAUGAUAAAUUAGAAUGGGUUGGCAAACUACUCUGCACAAGGCCCAAGGAUGGUGUCAGACCCCAAAACUGUAGAAUUUAUAUCACUCCUCAUCUUAAUCCAUGA
Trichomonas vaginalis G3 is the source of this 1143-nucleotide messenger RNA. RefSeq lists its product as uncharacterized. The coding region runs from base 1 to 1143 and encodes 380 amino acids. The transcript has a single exon. NCBI's taxonomy places the organism in Eukaryota, Parabasalia, Trichomonadida, Trichomonadidae. The record is from RefSeq and is a predicted model, not a curated record.